AUGGAAGUUCCUGGCGAUCGCAAUACUUGCUACCGCAGUCAACGGUGCCUCCUGCUGUCCGAGGAUGCCCGCAAUCUGGCCAAUCCGGCUCCCCUGCUGAGGCGCUGUCCGUGCGUCCCGAUCAACACCUGUUACGCCCAGGGCGUCAGUCUCAACGAGCAGGACUUCCUCAACACCCAUUUCGAAUGUCCCGAUUACACCCAGAACCACUGCUGCGGGCCGUACUUCCCGACGCUGGGCAGCGAGGAUUUCUACUUUGACGACCCGGCCCAGGGAAAGCUGCUGCUUGCCGAAGCGACCAUUCCGGGCUUUUCCAACACUGGCGAACGCGUCAUGAUCGUGAUGGCGCAGAAUAACGUCACGACGCCGGAAACGAGCCCUCCUGUCAUCGUGACGGUCUUGCCGGAAACGACCACGACGGAAGUCGCUACCACAACGGAAGUUGAAGAUGUUGGCAGUACAACCGUGGAAGUUGAAGCGACGACGAUGAGCGAGGCAGUUACGGAGGAACCGGAAAUUGUGACGACCACAACCACGACGGUCAAACCCAAGUUGCGCCUGCCGAAAACGCACUCCCGAAGGGUUCUGCCGCGCUUCGAGCGAAAGUCAACGCGCGGUUCAACGACGACAACGACGGAAUCUUCCACUACAACCACAAGUUCCAGUACGGCGACCACGGAAUCGCUGCGAAGACUUCCCCGACGCGGCGAGCCCUGUACAGGUCGGAGUUUCGGCAGCGGCUCAUAG
This is a messenger RNA of Culex quinquefasciatus (southern house mosquito), 747 nucleotides long. Its product is annotated as cell wall protein DAN4. Bases 1 to 747 code for a protein of 248 amino acids. Lineage: Eukaryota; Metazoa; Arthropoda; Insecta; Diptera; Culicidae. The record is from RefSeq and is a predicted model, not a curated record. The transcript is spliced from 2 exons.